UCCUUGAAAGAUUUGGAGAAAGCGACCAAUAAUUUUGAUGACACUCGAAUCGUCGGUCGUGGAGGACACGGAAUGGUUUACAAGGGAAUUUUAUCCGAUCAAAGGGUAGCCGCCAUCAAAAAAUCAAAAAUCGUGAAGAAGAAAGAGAUCGAUCAGUUCAUAAACGAAGUUGCUCUUCUUUCUCAAAUCAACCAUAGACAUGUGGUUAAGCUUUUCGGAUGUUGUUUGGAGACUGAAGUCCCCCUGUUGGUUUACGAAUUUAUCUCGAACGGGACGCUUUCUGAUCAUCUGCAUAUGCCAAAUGGUAAUUCAUCACUAUCUUGGGAAGAUCGUCUGAGAAUUGCCACAGAAACUGCAGGAACUCUUGCUUAUUUACACUCAGCCGCUAGCAUCUCUAUUUUCCAUCGAGACGUCAAGUCAUCCAAUAUACUCUUAGACGAUCAUCUUACUGCAAAAGUGUCAGAUUUCGGAGCUUCAAGAUUCAUUCCUCUCGAUCAAACUCAUAUAUCUACCGGCGUGCAAGGUACAUUUGGAUAUUUGGAUCCUGAAUACUACCAAACCGGUCAACUAACAGAGAAGAGUGACGUUUAUAGCUCUGGAGUCAUCCUCGUUGAGCUUUUAACAGGCAAGAGAUCAAUUUUCCACGCCGAGGAUGGAGAAAACAUGAAUUUGUCCAUGCAUUUUCUCCAAGCAGUAAGAGACGAUCGCCUCAUAGAAUUUCUUGAAGCUCGUGUUGUGAAAGGAGGGAUGGAAGAAGGGCUUCACGAAGUGAUCCAACUUGCACAGAUGUGUCUCCAACUAAAAGGAAAUGACAGGCCCACGAUGAAAGAAGUAGAGUUUAGGUUGCAGAGCUUGAGAAGGAUGAAGAAGCAGAGCAGGAAUAAUUGGACUGAUAAAGGUCAUGCAGACUCCGAAUGCCUAAAUGCAGUUUCUACUUUUCUAGGAAAGAAUAUUUACAGUAAUUCGGAUAAUAGGGCAAUUCAAGAAGCGUCUAGAAAUUAUAGCUGGGAGAAAGAGAUGAUGUCGUCACUAAAUGACGCACGGUAAGCAUAUUAAUGUUCUUGAUAAGUAGAUGCUUUGCUCGAUUCCUGUGGCACCCUUAUGAACACUUGGUUUGU
This is a messenger RNA of Musa acuminata AAA Group (dessert banana), 1118 nucleotides long. Its product is annotated as wall-associated receptor kinase 5-like. NCBI's taxonomy places the organism in Eukaryota, Viridiplantae, Streptophyta, Magnoliopsida, Zingiberales, Musaceae. The record is from RefSeq and is a predicted model, not a curated record. Gene Ontology annotation, molecular function: ATP binding; protein serine/threonine kinase activity. Gene Ontology annotation, cellular component: plasma membrane. Gene Ontology annotation, biological process: protein phosphorylation; cell surface receptor signaling pathway. The coding region runs from base 73 to 1047 and encodes 324 amino acids. The transcript has a single exon.